UAAAAGAUCUCAAGCUGUAAAGUUGUCAUUACAGUAUUAAAAAAAAACUAAACUAUAGACUUCUGUCAUUUGGUUGUUGAUCUCGAAAAUUUUAAAGAAAAUAAAUUCCAAAUUGAUUGUCGUCAUAUAACCUGCAAUUUAAGGACACUCAUCAUGCCCUCUCUUAAAAGUUUAAAAACGAAGAUCCCAGUCAAGCGCGCAAAGGAGCCACCAAGCGUCAACUUAGGUGACAACCUCCCCGAGAUCGCCUUAGCUGCCAUAGUCCCCUCUAGGCGCCAGAAGGAAAUCAGUGAGUUUAUUAACUUUCUCCUCCAUGCGUUAGAGAGAAACUCCACCUGGCUUAAUAACGUCCUUAGUGGACAGCCUUACUUCAGGUGCGCCUUCAUGCUCGGUGCCGGACCUAACCGGUUCCAAAUCAAAGACAUCAUCUACCCUUCCGAAAACCAGAACGUUAAACUCCAAAUAGAACUUAAAGACUCCGAGGAUUUAGACAAAAUUGCAAUCGCGGCACUAUUCAAAUUAAACAAUUCAGAAAUCCAGAAAGUUUUGGAGUACAUGAAAACUAAAUUGUAUGACAACAUCUUUCUGAAAGACGACAUGCUGAAAGGCAAAUCUAUGGGGAUCCAGUACGCUCUUUUGAGACCGUUCACUGACAAACAGUACCGCGUUGCAGAGCGCAUCGUCGUCGGCACAUCGAUGAAGUGUAUAUUGCCUGCUCAUCUUCGUGAUGACUCCCCACCCAAACCUACACCAGUUAAGAAGAUCAAACCAGAAAAGAGAAAGGUACGGGAACGUGUAGUGGCUUAGUACACCAACAGACAGAAAACAUAAUAUACGUUUCCUGUAAGGAACUUUUACUUGGGCUUUCAGAAAAAAACAUUGAGAAUCAUACUCCUUGGUAUUUACCAACGGAAUUUCUCAGAGAAAACGUUAAAUCACACCAUAGGCAGAUACUGAAAGGCAAGCGGUGCGGCAUGUAUGUACAUAUCAAAAAUUCUGAUCAGUGAGACAUGUAAUGUAAUGUACUAACGUCCUAGAUAUGCACAAUUCCCGGACUUAUGAAAUAAAAUGGUCAACAGUUACGGCGCACCGCAGUGUGUCAUUGCGUAAUGGCAUCAAUUUGGUGCGACUGGAACGCGAAGCGCACUAAAUUAUACUCAUUUUUGCGAUGAUCGCUUCCGAUUACCUGUGAUGGCGCGCUCGCGUUACCGCGAACAGUCCGACUAACGAGCGCUCCGAUUCAACAUCUCACAUAUUGUAAUAAAAUAUAUACGAAAACCGCUUGUGUCAUUGGUAGUUUUAGACGAAGUGGGCCAGGCGUAGCGGGCGGUUUUUCAUCUGCAGCGAGCGGCCGGGAUCGAUAUCUUGGGAAUCAGGGCAGCCGUGCGCUAACUUACAGCCACAAAUCCUUCCUCCAGAACUUAUUACAAUGGCACUCCGCCCCCGCAAACAGAAACUAUAGUUUUUCGUCGGAUGCUGCGGUGUUUGAGAAACUUUCCGAUGCUUAUCGGUAGGCAUAAAUCAAUUGAACCUUGGUAGAGGCCGCGAAAGUCGGGCUCUGAGCCCUUUUUCUAACUUGGGACCCACCGUUCGGAUUAAGGAAAUGCUGACCGUUACGUAAUUGGCGUAAUAUGUGAUUUAUUGGUUCUGAGAAUUUGUGUGUACGGAAUAUAAAGCCUCUCUAUUACGGAUCUACUUACGUUCUGGUUACAUCAAUUGUGGUUUCGAAAAGGCAAACAUUGGCUCUAGUUACGAGUACAUCAACCGAACCGGUUACGAAAUGUAAAAAGAAACUUCAUUAUUUUACUUGCAUUAAUAUUUGUGAAAAGGUUUUUAUUUGUUAUAUUUAAGCUUAUUAAAAAAAAAACAAUAACAUA
This is a messenger RNA of Cydia pomonella (codling moth), 1877 nucleotides long. RefSeq lists its product as uncharacterized. The transcript has a single exon. Lineage: Eukaryota; Metazoa; Arthropoda; Insecta; Lepidoptera; Tortricidae. The coding region runs from base 154 to 807 and encodes 217 amino acids. The record is from RefSeq and is a predicted model, not a curated record.